Molecule: messenger RNA, 1838 nt
Organism: Ictidomys tridecemlineatus (thirteen-lined ground squirrel)
Lineage: Eukaryota; Metazoa; Chordata; Mammalia; Rodentia; Sciuridae
Gene: Rbx1
Product: ring-box 1
Molecular function (GO): zinc ion binding
Source: RefSeq, a predicted model, not a curated record
GUGCCCAAGCGGGGGAGGGGAGCGCGGCGUGCGCCGCUGCGCAGGCGCAGUGACCGGGCGAAGGACCGUGUGUUUCCAAAAUGGCGGCAGCGAUGGAUGUGGAUACCCCGAGCGGCACCAACAGCGGCGCGGGCAAGAAGCGCUUUGAAGUGAAAAAGUGGAAUGCAGUAGCCCUCUGGGCCUGGGAUAUUGUGGUUGAUAACUGUGCCAUCUGCAGGAACCACAUUAUGGAUCUUUGCAUAGAGUGUCAAGCUAACCAGGCAUCUGCUACUUCCGAAGAGUGUACCGUUGCAUGGGGAGUCUGUAACCAUGCUUUUCACUUCCACUGCAUCUCUCGCUGGCUCAAAACACGGCAGGUGUGCCCAUUGGACAACAGAGAGUGGGAAUUCCAAAAGUAUGGACACUAGAAAAAGAAUUCUUCCAUCAAGCUUAACUGUUUUUGUUGUUCAUUUAGUGACUUGCCCUCCUGUUACUUAAUUAUAAAAUAGAUAGAACUGUGUCUUUUCUCCUUUGUCUUUUCAGUUUGCUUCCUGCAACCAUAUUGUAUUGUAUGUCAAAUAAAGUCCAGUUGAAUUCUAGAAUGGAUGCUGUCUCUUGUGUGUGUGAAAAAAAUGGACAUAAGCGAAAGUUCCCCUCUACCCAAACUGGAAAGCAUUUUACUGUGGAGUAUUUGUUCAUAGUGCUAGAGCAGAGACGCCCUAGAGUGCAUCACUUGAUCACAAGGAAUCUGGCCUAGCAAGGGGCAGUGUGGAUCACUGUCACCCGAAGACUGGUCAGCUCUGUGUUCCUCCUGUGUGACAGCAGUGGCAGCUGAAUAAGGGAAGAACAUGGGACUUGCAGUCAUCGAACUCUACUGGGUCUGGCUCCAUAGCCUGUUCCUGUUGGCAAUCUCGGGCGAGUGAUUCUGCUCUGAGUUUUCCUCUAAUGUGGGCUUCUAAAGACUAAAUGACAUCAUGUGGGCAUAGUAAGAGGCCUUGUAUGAUGUAAAACUACUGUACAAAUGUUAACUCUGAUUGUAUGUGAUGUUACUUUCUCUUAGCUCGGAAAAGUAAGCUUUAAAAGUUUGUAAUGUAUAAACUUUACUGAUAGAAAUUUUGAACUCAAGUUAAAAACUUGUCAGACUUGAAUUGAGGCUCAGUAGUAAGGUGCUUGCCUAGCAUAUGUAAGGCCCUAAUCCAUUCUUCAGCUAAAAAUGUUUGUUCAGUCAGAUAUAGUGGCAUGCACCUAUAAUGCCAGCUACUUGGGAAGCAGAGACAGGAGGAUUACUUGAGCCCAAGUGUUCAAGCCCACCGUAGGCAACAGAACAAGAACUUAUCUUUAAAACAUUCUGAGGCUAGGUAUGUAGCUCAGUGAUAUGGAGAGGGCCCUGGGUUCCAUCCCAGGCACUAUAAAAGAGAAAAACUGAUGUCAUUUUAUAUUGAAUUAACCAGAGUUCAGGUUUCCUUCAUCACCACCCCUUUGCAAUUUAUUCAAAUGUCUUGGUUAUGGAAGGAUUUGCCUGUUCUAAUACUAAGUAAAUGGCUAUAUAGACUUCAAGUGAGAAGCAGUGGAGUUUGUUGCAGUGGUUUUUGUAUGGCCUGAGGGUUAUCGGCGGUUUCUGAAUCCCUUUCAGGGGUUUAUGAGGUUCUCUCUCCACCUGCAAGUUCAGCUGAAACUACUUUUUCUUUAUUUUCUUCAACCAAAGCAAUGUAUUGAAUGACCAAGCCAACUUGAGUAUCCAAUUGUCUUCUAUUAAGUCAGAUAUAAAUGAGAUUGGUAAAAAUGUGAAACAGUGCUACUCACUACUCUUUUUUUGUUUUGUUUUAAAAAUGGUUUUAAUAAAAAUAUUUAUGUUAAUA